Saxophila tyrrhenica is the source of this 546-nucleotide messenger RNA. RefSeq lists its product as uncharacterized. NCBI's taxonomy places the organism in Eukaryota, Fungi, Ascomycota, Dothideomycetes, Mycosphaerellales, Extremaceae. The coding region runs from base 1 to 546 and encodes 181 amino acids. The transcript has 3 exons. The record is from RefSeq and is a predicted model, not a curated record.
AUGUACAGCGAAAAGACGUGGAACAGCUGGGUGCUGAUUCCACUAUGGAUCGCCCACCUGACGUUCCUGCUCAUCUUCAUCGGCGUACUCGCUGUGUCCAUGAUGGAGUACGCUGGCGAUCACGAAGGGCAGAACAACGGCACCCUCACCGCAUUCAUGGUCUUCUUCUUCAUCGCACUCAUCAUGUCGCCGCUCGAGAUGGUGCUGCAGUCCUAUCGAAUGCUCCAGCCAUGGCUAUACUUGAGCUUCCAGGUGUACAAGCUGGUGAUCGCGAUCAUAUUCACGAUCGUCGAGAUUAUAGAAUACACAAACCAAGACUGGACGUCGAUUGCAGGGUGGAUCCGAAUUCUGAUGAUUUCGUUGAUUGCGGUUACUGUGGUUGUGGGAGCGACGUUCGUCCCAUCGGUAGUCUAUGGCGCCAUUGUGGUGCACCGCCGCCGGAAAUCGCCAGAUUACGACUACGUGAAAGAGCGGAACAGCGAAUACGAGAUGGCAGUGGAGUCCCGUCGGCCAAGGACCACUCUCGCCAGUGGUGGAUUGAGGUAG